AUGCCAAACCCAAGCUCGAUGCGGGCGAAUAGUCCAGAGCCUCUGAUGCAUUAUGCCCGUGCAUGGGGAGAAUCGUCCUUCCCACCUACGCUGCUCGCAACAUUCGUUACAGCUCUUCACAUGCGCCCCUUCCAGCCGCUUCCUAUGAUUUUUCCACCCGCUCUUUUGUUUACUAGCUACGUCAAUCUCCUCGGUUACAAGGAAGAUGCUGCUGGUAUUAGCGCGGCUUGGUCAGGAUUAUACGUUCUUCUUGCUGGACGCAGGAAACAGCCAUUCAGAAAUAAAUGGACUCUGAGGGGUGCGGUUAGAGGAGCGGCGAUGGGAGUGGGGUUGGUGAACCUCGUUAGCGGAGGGAUAGUGUAUAUCUCUGGUAAAAGGAGCAAAGACGAUGAUGGAAAUGGACUCUAG
Messenger RNA from Coccidioides posadasii C735 delta SOWgp, 408 nucleotides. RefSeq lists its product as uncharacterized. Lineage: Eukaryota; Fungi; Ascomycota; Eurotiomycetes; Onygenales; Onygenaceae. The record is from RefSeq and is a predicted model, not a curated record.